Hypomesus transpacificus is the source of this 2556-nucleotide messenger RNA. RefSeq lists its product as uncharacterized. The record is from RefSeq and is a predicted model, not a curated record. The transcript has 10 exons. Gene Ontology annotation, molecular function: RNA polymerase II cis-regulatory region sequence-specific DNA binding; DNA-binding transcription factor activity, RNA polymerase II-specific. The coding region runs from base 127 to 1659 and encodes 510 amino acids. NCBI's taxonomy places the organism in Eukaryota, Metazoa, Chordata, Actinopteri, Osmeriformes, Osmeridae. Gene Ontology annotation, biological process: anatomical structure development; regulation of transcription by RNA polymerase II.
GUGAAGUCAAACACAUUGGAGGGAGAGAAAGCAGAGGUGUUUUGUUGUCACGUACAAGGAUGUCAAGUGUUUAUAUAGCCCAAAAGUGGUGGUAGUGUGACAGCAGAGGAGUGAAACCCAGCCGUAAUGGCAAAAAGGAAAAAAAAACUGUCUAACUUGGUGGUGUCUUGCGAGUGGGCAUCCUGCACCUUCAAGGGACACUCCAUGGAGGAGUUGAGUGAUCACAUGUCCGUGCACCUGAAGGACCAUCUAGGAGAGGGGGAUGCCAUGGAGGAACUAGAUGACUAUGCUUGUCUAUGGGAGGGUUGUGAGUUUCUAGCCAUGGGAAGCCCCAAGGAGUUAGAAAUCCAUGCCCAUUUCCACACCUUCCAUAGCAAGCUCAAGUUCAUCGGGGCACAACUGCUGAAAUCCCACCCUGAAUUCCCCAGUUGUAACCAGGACUUACACAGCAACAACCUGGUCCCUGAAGUGUCAGAGGGACUGGUGUGCCAAUGGGAGCAUUGCGAUAGCACAUUUAACAACCCAGAGUGGUUCUACCGGCAUGUGGACAUGCAUGCCCAUUGCACAGAGCUCCAGCCUCUCCCUGACCAGCAGCAAGCAAUCUUCUGCAACUGGAAAGGAUGUGACGCCUUUUUCAAGAUCAAGUACCGUCUGAGGGAGCACCUGCGGAGCCACACCCAGGAGCGCCUGGUGGCCUGUCCCACCUGCGGCUGCAUGUUCUCCAGCAACACUAAGUUAUUCGACCACAUCCACAGACAAGCUGAGCCUGAGGAGUCCCUGGUGUGUGAGCAUUGUGACAAAGGCUUUGCUAACGAGAGAUUGUUGAGAGACCAUGUUCGACAACAUGUGAACCAUAUAAAGUGUCCUCUGUGUGACAUGACAUGCACUACUCUUGCCACUCUGAAGAUCCACAUCAAGUUCCGUCAUUGUGACGAGCGCCCGUUCCCCUGUGACUUCUGUGAGAGCAGCUUUAAGAACCAGCAUGACCUGCGCAAGCACAUGGAGACUCAUAACGAGGGAGCAGCCUAUCACUGCACUGUAGACGGAUGCGACUACUCCUCCCGCAUGGCCCACACAAUGAACCAGCACUACAAAAGAGUACACAAGGGUGGCAUGAUCUCCAAAUACAAGUGUCAUCUGUGUGACAAGACCUUCUCCUGGUGCUAUACUCUAACUCUGCACCUGCGCAAGAAACACCAACUGAAAUGGCCUUCAGGACACUCCCGAUUCAGAUACAAAGAGGAUGAGGAUGGCUACCUAAAGCUGAACAUGGUGCGCUACGAGACCGUGGAGGUGACUCAGGAGAUCAUGAAGAACAUGGCCAGGAAGUGCAACCCUAGGAGGAGACCCUCCUCCGGCCGACUGGCAAAGAGAGCCACCGGGGCGGAACAACACUACAGCUCCCCUCUGAGUUCCUCCCCGCCCUCCUCUUCCUCCUACUCCUCUUCCUCAGAGCUGUCUGCAGAUGAAGACACAGGCAUGUCAGCCCGGCCCAGCCCCAGAGCCACCGACUCCCCCGUCUACUGUGUCCUGGAUAACGUGUCUGACUUGAGGGAGGAGGCUCACGAUACCAUGGACGAGUCGGACUUCUGUGAGCCUUCUGGGGCGGUGAAGGCCUUGACGGAAGUGGCCCGGGGCCUGGGGAUGGAUGUGGUGUAAGAGACUGGGGCCUGGGGAUGGAUGUGGUGUAAGAGAAUGGGGCCUGGGGAUGGAUGUGGUGUAAGAGAAUGGGGCCUGGGGAUGGAUGUGGUGUAAGAGACUGGGGCCUGGGGAUGGAUGUGGUGUAAACCUUGUUGGGGAAGGAGGGACACCAUACCGUACGUCUCCAACCGUGGUAUUGGAUGACGACCUCCAGUUUUUAAAUACGCUUAUGAAAUUUAACAAUUACAAAUAAUGCGCGUAGAGAGCCACUUCUGGAAAAAGCACUUAACCUUAUUGAUUAAUUGAAUUUCAAAGAGUCUGAUCAGUAGAUUUCGGUCUCUGUUGUUACAGCUGUGCUGUGCUGUAUGUUAGCUGGGGAACAUGUCAGACUGUGUCUGGGUAGAUUUCAGAGCCCUUAACCCUAAAUGUGAGGAUGGAAAUAAUGAUGUUUUUGUCUUUAAAUAAAGUAAUAGUUACUUUUUAUGUUAGUGUUUGGAUUCAUGUUGAUACCCUACAGAAGGUAUUAAGCAGCUUUAGUUAAAUGCAACCUUGUAAUCAGAUGUAUAGUAUGUAACAGUGUAGAAAUCUACUCAGGUUUUAAGAUUUUUUUUAAGUCUGUGUGAUGUUACCAUGCAUUCAUAGGUUCUAGGUUGGUUGCCAGUUGUACACAAUUCGAUCCAUGAUAACAGAUGUCUGACAUUACUAGUAAUGUUGAGUUUCAGGUUGUAUGCUUGUAUACUUUAUCUUUACCAAUUUAUCUGUUAUGUUUUUACAUUCCGUUUCUGUACACUGUUCAACAAGCCUAAGAACAAACAACUAUCAUUCAGGGGUAUACACACUCAUUUUUAACCUGUUACAUUAAAUGGUCAUGAUUGUACAGUUGGAAAUAAAGUUUUUUUUUUUUUUCUUCCUGCA